Molecule: messenger RNA, 1869 nt
Organism: Conger conger (European conger)
Lineage: Eukaryota; Metazoa; Chordata; Actinopteri; Anguilliformes; Congridae
Product: E3 ubiquitin-protein ligase TRIM35-like
Exons: 9
Coding region: 163-1491 (442 amino acids)
Molecular function (GO): zinc ion binding; protein binding
Source: RefSeq, a predicted model, not a curated record
UGAUAUUGCAAAAUAUUCAUCACAAGACAAGACAAGUUGCCCCAAACCCAAACGGACAUGUCUGCUAAUGUUGCUUGAUCUUUGCUUAAGUGCAUCCGCCAGCAACGUGUGUUCUCGUCUUUAGAGCGACUUGCCUCCCAAACCCUCCGGGCUGUACGGAAAAUGGCUGCCUCUGAGGAAACGACUCAGCCAAUCUGCAAGAAACACAAGGCUCCCUUGUGCCUGUACUGUGUGGAGAUGGAAGAACUGGCCUGUGAAAAGUGCAAAGAGGCUUCUGCACACAAAAAAUAUCGCUUCUGGACGGUUCAGCAGGCUGCUGAAGAACGCAGGGUGGUCCUCACAAUUUCUCGGGAGAAACUGCUGAAAAAGGUGGAGGGACAUGAGGAAGCUCACAGAGUCUUCACUGACAUGACCAAGCAUCUGAAGAGCCAGGCCCAGCAGACGGAGAGAGAAAUAAAAGACGAGUUUGAGAAACUCCAUCGGUUUCUGCGGAAGGAAGAGGAGGCCAGGAUCGCCGCGCUGAAGGAGGAAGAGAAGCAGAAGAGUGGGAUGCUGAAGGAGAGGAUUGAGAAGAUAACGAUGGAGAUGUCCUUCAUCUCAAACACAAUCAGCACCAUAGAGAAGGAACUGGAAGCAGAGGCCAUCUCCUUCCUGCAGAACUACAAGAACACAAUUGACAAAACACGGCAGUCCAUGCAGGAUCAACAAAGCCAGCCUGGUGCAUCCAACCUUUGGACCCAAUUCAUUGAGCUGAUGAAACCUCCAUUACCAGGCCAGGUCCAUUCUGAUACAGUGCAAAGGAUGUGCGAACCACCUCAGGAACCCGACCUCAUUACUGGAGCCCUGAUUGAUGUUGCCAAACACCUGGGCAAUCUCAAGUUCAGGGUCUGGGAGAAGAUGCAGGGGGCUGUUCAAUACACUCCUGUCACUCUGGACCCCAACACUGCUGCUCCAUGUCUCUCUCUGUCUGAGGGACUGACCAGUAUGAAGUUCUGUAUGGACAACCCUCAGCUCCCCGACAACCCAGAGAGGGUCACCCUCGGAGCCGUAAUUUUGGGGUCCCAGGGCUUCACCUCCGGGAAACACCAGUGGGACGUGGAGGUGGGGGACAACUCCAACUGGGCGGUGGGAGUGGCCGAGGAAUCCACUGAGAGGAAGGAAGAAACCGUUAGGAUUCUAGCUUUGAUCUACAGGAAUGGUAACUACUACCGUAGCAGUAGAAAGGGGCUCCUCUCAUUGCAAAAUAAGCCACAUAGGGUGCGGGUUGAGCUGAAUUGGGAUGAUGGAAUCGUGACAAUCUCCGACCCAGCCUGUUCUGGCCCCAUCACUGCCAUGAACUUCUCUCACACAGAGCGGCUGUUUCCAUAUUUCCAGAGCUCGUGUGAGGAACACCCUCUGCAGAUCUCUCCAGAGAAGGUCAGCAUCAGUGUCGGAGAUCCAAAGCAAGAGCAGGAGAAAGAAAAAAGUAGUUUCUUUUCCUGGAAACUUUAAUUGCUUUUAGCAUAAAAAUCUGUGUUCAACUUUUAAAUAUGUGAUUAGAAUGGUUUCAACUGAACUCUCCAUUGCUGAUGUAACAAUCAAUUUAGAAAUACAUUUUUAAACGCUAUGCUUCAAAGGGCUAGAAGCCAAAAAACAAAAAGUGUCAGAACUCAUACUGCCCACACCAGGAGGAUGUAGUAUUUGUUUUCCUUACAUACGUAACAUGGAAAUCAGCUGUGCAGCUGUUUAGUGCGCUACCAGUUUUCCAUACCAGAUUCCAUACAAAAUUGUAUUAUUUUCCUGUUUAGAAAUUGGAAAAUGUACAUUUAUAUAUUUUAAUCCUGUUGCUGAAUUAUUAUCAUGAAUACAAUAAAAAUGUGUCUGUUUAUU